CACUGCUGUGAGUAAACUGCUGUGAGCUGUUUUGGUAAAAAUUCAGAGGUUCACACCACAUAGACGCUCAUGGGAAUGUCAGUGUGAAAAUGAAUAAUGGUUUUCUCCAGGAUGAAAACAGCCGACAAGGGGUGCUAGCGGACGCUUCUCCUCACAACACGUCACGAGGGAGUCGGUAGAGGCUCCCAGUGGAUAGCACUGCCUGUCUAAACACCAGUUAACCACAACCUACUCGUCUUGAAGGUUUCAAUGGUAUUGGCUUGAUGGGAUCCAAGCGGGCAUCAGAGUGAUGGUCUAAGGACUCACAGUCACAGAGGUGCUCGCGCGUGGAAUGUUGCGCUGGUCGGUGCACCUAGAAGGAGGGCCGCGGAGAGUCAACCAUGCUGCUGUGGCGGUGGGGCACAAGGUGUACUCCUUUGGAGGCUACUGCUCCGGGGAGGACUACGAGACACUCCGUCAGAUUGAUGUGCAUGUCUUCAACACAGUGUCUUUGCGCUGGAUGAAGUUGCCUCCAGUGAGAACGGGAGGACAUGAACGUGCCCGUGAAGUGCCAUAUAUGCGUUAUGGGCACACAGCUGUGCUGCUGGAUGAUAUUAUCUACCUCUGGGGUGGGCGUAACGACACAGAGGGGGCCUGCAAUGUGCUUUAUGCCUUUGAUAUCAACAUCCACAGAUGGUUCACACCCAAGAUUUCGGGGACUGUUCCAGGGGCAAGGGACGGCCACUCAGCCUGCGUCCUGAGGAAGGCAAUGUAUAUAUUCGGAGGAUAUGAGCAGCUGGCUGACUGCUUCUCCAAUGACAUCCACAAGUUGGACACCACCACCAUGAUUUGGUCAUUAAUUAAUGCCAGAGGCACUCCAGCACGCUGGAGGGACUUCCACUCAGCCACCAUCAUCGGGACAAAGAUGUUUGUGUUUGGAGGGCGAGCAGACCGCUUUGGUCCUUUCCACUCAAACAACGAGAUCUACUGCAACAAGAUCAAAGUGUUCGACACAGAGACCAACUGCUGGCUGAGCACCCCUUCAACACAGCCAUUGCCAGAGGGACGCAGGAGUCAUUCAGCCUUUUCCUACAAUGGAGAGCUGUAUAUAUUUGGAGGAUACAAUGCCAUUUUGGACUGGCACUUCAAUGACCUCUGGAAAUUCAAUCCAGAAGCCUUUUCCUGGAAUAAGGUAGAACCGAAGGGGAAAGGCCCAUGUCCGCGUAGACGGCAGUGCUGUUGUAUGGUUGGCGAUCGAAUCAUCCUCUUUGGAGGAACCAGCCCCUGUCCAGAGCAAGGAAUGGGUGAUGAAUUUAACCUCAUGGAUCAUUCAGACCUGUAUAUCUUAGACUUCAGCCCUAAUUUGAAGACGUUAUGCAAAAUAGCUGUUAUUCAGUACAGUCUGGAGCAGUCAGGACUCCCACAUGAUAUCAGGUGGGAACUGGCAGCCAUGACCACCAACAGCAACAUCAGCAGGCCCAUCUUCUCCUCCCAUGGCUGACGCCGCUGAAUGUGAAGCAGAACUCCUUGCUCUGUUUCGGGACACUAGGCUUUUAUCUUUCUCAUCAACUGAGCUCAGACGGACUGUUUUUGUAGAGUUUGGUCAUGUAUCGGAUUUAUUUUCCACAUUCUUCAAGUGAAAACUCAUUACUGACCAAAAUAUCCUGCGAAUGACUUCCUUGGACACCAUGAGCUUUCUCACGUCGAAGGAUAUUUUAACCCCUGAGAACAUUGGUCAUGUGAAACAGAAAUUGUUGACACCUGUUCACCCUUUUCUCUUCUUUCUAGCCUCUCUAGAAAUCCAGUCAGCCUAUGAUAAUCAUAGACUUCUAAUCUUAAGCACAGGAAGAGACAAGAACUUGAGCCAAAGGUCUUGAGAGCUAACCUCUUUGUUGAGGAUGUCAUCCUGAUGUCACACUCAACCGAUAUCCCCUAAGAGUCAAAUGUGAACCUUCUAUUCCAGAUAUAAAGAGAUGGUUGUAAGUUUGUGUAUCUUGAUCAUAAAACCAUGUAAAACUACCAUUUGCAGCAAAUUAAGUUAUGUACACAGCAUAUAGAGUGGACAAGGCUAACUUAUUACUUUAGUGUUAAAUGCAAGGAGAUAGAGUAUUGGGUACGACAUUUCUAGGGGUAUUAUGCCUGUGAAAGGUUCUGUUUGACUGGCUUUUGAUGCUUACCUUUUUCCCUACUUCAUCAUAACCUGGCUAGCACCCUCACUGCUCUUAAGCAUCUCAGAUGAUUUGCAAGGUAACUGAAGCAAGCCGUCUGUCCGCCUUGUAAAAUAAUCAAGUCCAUCUACCUCCCUCAAUAGCAUGUAUCAUUGUGUCUUUAAUAUGACUUCCCAUACAUUAGACAUCUACUUUCCCCCAGGAAAAAAAAGACCUUUUCACAGGGAAGUUUGUAUUUGUGGUUGGCUGUGGUAUUCUUCCAAGAAAUGGAGUGUCACUGGAAGAGUGUUUGUUUGUUUUUCAGUGCCAAAUGUAGAAGGGAAUCAUGAUGCAAAUAUAUACUGUGUAUGUGUGUAAGCACGUGGUCCCGUCUACACAUAAUCCUAGCCCACCUGCUUCUGUUUGCCUGUUGUUGUGAGAGGAGAUCAUCACUAAUAUGCAUAAUGUAGUUGUUCCUCUUAUAGACAAUCCUAUAGCAUUUAGAAACUCUCCUUGUGACCUGCUUAUUCAGAGUGCGGUGAAAAACCAGGAAAGUGUGUAGCUUUGCUUGUGUGCAACUACAAGCAAAGCUACACCUGAGCAGAUGUUAUAAAUGCAUAAGGGCUGUUAUUAGAUUACACACUCAACAAACAAAAAAUGACUUGGAAUAGCUCACAUUUGGGAUGUUUAUUCAGGUUGUGUUUUCUUAAUUUUAUUAAUACUGAUCACAAAUUUUAGAACAAAACUUUGAAAACACGAGUGGUGGCCAUCUGUUUUAACCUUUUAUCUCCAUCCACUUUAGUUGAAAGUUAAGACUGGUGAUAUUCUAUAUUUUUGAUGUCAACAAAUCCCAUAAAAAGACCAAAACCUAUUGUGUGUUAGUUCGUCUCUCAACACUGUCUGUGGCUCUCAGCCCCAAGCCCAUUUGUUCCCAUUGAACAGUACCAACAUAAGGUUCAGUCAUUUCCUAAAACAGCUGGGCACAGUCGCUUUUAACAAUUGUUACUCUAACAGGAGUAAACUGAGUAUUUGUUGGAGACUUUUUUCAGUCACAGAUUUGGUACACUUAGGGUGUUUUUAGGUUCCACUCAAACUAAACUAAAGUGGCCAUGCUCAUCGUUAUGAAGAAACAAGUCAACCAGUGCAAUGCUGUGGCUCACUUUUUGUUUUUAAUAGCUUUUAGACAAUGAUGAAAGUCUAUGGAGUAAGAUACAUCAGGCUUUGGAUACACAGACAGUACUUGUUAGAUCAAUUAAUUGUUGGUUUUGGUCUUUUUAUGGGAUUUGUUGACACUAAGAAAAAUACAGAAUAUCACCAGUCUUUAAUUAAUUAAUAAUACGGCAUGACAUUGAAAUGAAUGACUUGGUGCGGAUGAAUAUACAGGCAAAAGAGUUUCAUUUACACUGCCUAUUUAUUUUGAUGUGAUUAGGAACUGUGUUACCACACACUUGUGAGCUGCAUGAAUGCUUUUCAGUCCUGGUCUUUGGGACCAAAUCAGCUGCUGUUUUCUGUCCUGUCAGAUAGUUACAUUGAAUCUGUAUCAGUCAGUCCCUGAUCAGCUGGUUAGAAUUAAACCCUGCAAGGCUCUGGGUCCCAAACAUCAGGAUUGGUUAACACUGACCUACAUCAUAAAUGUUUACAAAUCUGUGUAUUUCAUGUAAAGCAGUGUAAAACAAUCUUAAAUGCAGGUUGAAGUCACCAGAUAUCUGCACUAAAGCCAAUCGUGGCAUGUCAGGCCUUACAGAGAGGAGACAUGUUGAUGCUGUUUUUUGCCUAAGUAGAGUUCCAGAGUUUGAGACGUUCGCCUGCCCGAACCAAGUGUGAAUUUUAUAUACAGACCGGUGGUGCCAAUGUGACGCAGUCUUAUGCCCUCUACACAGCACACGCACAUGGACAUAUGACACACUUGCUAUUCCUCAGUACCCCAGUUAGCUACAGCUAAUGCAGUGAAACCACAGGGAAGCUAAUCGUGUGUUCACAAAAAAAACCCUACUGGUGAACAAAUCAAACUGUUUAUGUAACACCAAAUGGCCGUCGGCAAAACUGAUGAUAUUUGUUUAUUUCUUCUUUUUUUUUCUAAUGCGUGGUGUGGAAGUCAUUUUUAUUUCAGGAUUUUGGUCCUUGUUGCGUGUGAAGAUUAUGGGUGAUGGUUUUUUCAGUCAAGAACUCUUCAGGAAUAUGACAUGAAGUGAAUAUGAAGUAUAUUACAAUGUAGACACUAUAGUCAAAAAUAAAAUACCUGCACAAUAAAAUUCCUCAGUGAUGGUCACUCACUUAUCUCCACUAAGGCAAUGCCAAUGAUGGAUGUUUUGAUUUUGCCUACAUAUAUUUGCAUUACAUUUUUAAUGGCCGCGAUGUAAAACCGCAGUUUGUGAGUCUCUUUUCUCAUUUCACUUUGUGAGGAGACUUUAGCAAAUAGUUGAACAAACUUCACCUGGUGACAUGCUAUACAAAAACAGCAUUUGCCAACCUAGAAAAAACUGCUGCUGUCAAGAAAAGUGCAUCAUUAGAUUAUAGCGCACACUCACGCUAAAGUUGUUCAGCGUGAGCAGUAAUUAUUGGCCAAACAGAAGUAUGUGACCGGACUGAUUUCAUGUCAAGAAGUCUAUUCUGUCUUUAGGGCUUACAGUAGAUGGCUGAAUAAUUCCUAAACAACAAAGAAUGCUUGGAAAAAAACAGAUCAAAGUAUGGAGUGUAUUUGGAAUCAUGUUACUGUGGCGGCUCCCUAUGCUCACUGUUUUUAUUUAAUUUUAUAUUUUACACAUUUUUCAGAGGGGACUCUAUAUCCGUCAAGGUUGGUCAGGACUUCCUGUGCAAUAUGCUUUAUAACUGUAUCAAUAAUAAAUCUGAGACAAUUUGA
Siniperca chuatsi (mandarin fish) is the source of this 4986-nucleotide messenger RNA. RefSeq names its product kelch domain containing 3 (gene klhdc3). Gene Ontology annotation, molecular function: chromatin binding; protein binding. NCBI's taxonomy places the organism in Eukaryota, Metazoa, Chordata, Actinopteri, Centrarchiformes, Sinipercidae. The transcript has 11 exons. Gene Ontology annotation, cellular component: cytoplasm. The coding region runs from base 332 to 1480 and encodes 382 amino acids. The record is from RefSeq and is a predicted model, not a curated record.